Cladophialophora yegresii CBS 114405 is the source of this 1704-nucleotide messenger RNA. RefSeq lists its product as uncharacterized. The transcript has 2 exons. The record is from RefSeq and is a predicted model, not a curated record. NCBI's taxonomy places the organism in Eukaryota, Fungi, Ascomycota, Eurotiomycetes, Chaetothyriales, Herpotrichiellaceae. Gene Ontology annotation, molecular function: zinc ion binding; DNA binding. Bases 1 to 1704 code for a protein of 567 amino acids. Gene Ontology annotation, biological process: DNA-templated transcription.
AUGAAGCCGGUACCGCCGACGCUGUCGCGAGACAAGCUGCAAUAUCUCAUGGCCAAUCAUGCGUUCAAUGUUCCCAACGAUGCCGCCGUCAAGGUGCUCCUCGCGACAUAUAUCGACCAUAUUCACAGCGUCUUCCCCAUAUUCCAUUUACGGAGCUUACUGGAAACGAUUCUGACCACCCCCCAUCAAGGCUGCCGAAGAGAUUUGAGCCUGAUGGUCUUCCAGGCCAUUAUGGCUGCAGCCGUGGUGUUUGUUGGACCUGACGUGGUCAGGCAGCUUGGGUGGCCGACAAGGAACGCUGCUAGAAAGGCCCUGUUUGAGAGAGUCAAGGCGCUGUACGACACAAACUACGAGACGGAUCGGCAGAGCCUUUGCCAGUCACUGAUUCUCAUGAGCAUUGCAAAGGAGGACCCAGAAAAGCCCGAAGACUCCAGAGCGUGGGUUGAUCUCGCGUGGCUACACCUGGAAUGCGCCCAAUCCCAGGCGUGCUUGCGAGACGGACCAGGUCCCAUCCCACCAUCGGCACUCUGGCGUCGCAUCUGGUGGGCCUGCUAUGUUCAGGACCACCGUCUGGCGAUCGCUUGCAAGAAGUCCGUGGUACGAUCGUUCACGACCAACGAUAGCGUCAAACUCAAGCUCGACGAUUUCGACAUCCGGUGCUACCCAUCUCUUGUGACCGAGGCUCUCCCAUCACUAUCUUUGCUGCAACGGACGGAUCUGCAGGAAGAGUACACCAGGCUGUGCUUGGCCAACAACGAAUUGUACGCCUGUCUUGACAGCACUCUUGCCUGCGACCAGAUGUCUCUACACAGCGGCCCCUGGGCUUACCCGGGCACGAAGAGUCCCCGAGACCGGUGGUUCCAGACCCGAUCCAGCGGGACUGUCAACCAAUGUGCCCGACAACUCCACGGUUGGGUGCAGUCCUACGCACCGUACGUGAUGAGCCCACCACAGCACACCGAGACCACGAUCAAUGUUCUGUCGGCGCGCCAAAUUGAGCUACAAAUCAUCUCGGCUUCUGCGCUCAGCCUGCUCAUCUGUUCUCAGCUCAGCCAAUCCGCGCAGCCGGUCGAAUUCGGCGUGCACGAAUCCACCAUCAAGCUCAUCCACGCCGCUACCGAGGUGACGGAGGGUUUCCUCUUCCUCAGACGGCAUCGUCUGUUAUCUUACGUCUCGGCAAGUGUCCUACAAUUGCUGAUGCCGGCCGCUCUUGUCCACCUCAGGCAAUGCUACACCGAAGUGCCCUCCGUUCGAGAGAACAGCGUCUCCCUUCUUCGCCAAUGCAUCAAGGUCUUUGCCAGCCUGGAGGACACCUAUAGCUCAGCAAGGUCUAGCUGUCUUGUGCUAGAACAAGCACUCGAUCGACUGAUGGCGCACAUCAGCAAGACCGUUUCGCAUGGGGACUACACAACUUCCGAGGAUGGAAGGCGCCAACAUUCACCUCCGUGCUUGUCAACGGAUCUUGAGGUAGACUGUGGUUCGGAGAAUCCAUACAAGGGGGCACAACAGCUACGUUCUCCAUCGGCGUCAGCAGUGUUUGAAGCCUUUUUGGACAGCGAAGACGAAGCGAAUGACACCCUCUUCGCCACACCGGGGACGGUCGACUUCGACAGUGGCGUCCAGGAUAGCUCCUACAGUUCUUACGUCAACCUUCGAGAUGUGGAGCAAGACCUAUUGUACCAGCUCACUCUUUUCUCGGGCUAG